CAGCCUAUGGGGUUGCCUCCUCGGGGUCCAGGAGGCCAGGCCAGCCCAAAGCUGCCUCCUCUUGUCCAUGCCAACCAGGCUUGCUCAGUACCACCACGCCCCACCUCACUGGGUCCCCUCUGAGGCAGGUACAUUGCUGAAAACUACCUCAACUCAUACCGUGCCACAGAUAUAGGACACACACAGUCCACGAGGCACAGCUUCCUGUCCUUUACAGACAGACCCAUGUAAAACACAGAAACAACCACUUAGAGAUGGACACUAAGAGGGACACACCAGGCAGACAACCAGACACAUGCAGUCCUAUAAGACAAAGUCUGCUGUCAAAUAGGAACACAGAUAAAGCAGAGCCACAAAGAAGCAGGAGGGAAACGGGAGACCUCUAAGCUAUGCAGUCACAUUCUUAGUCACACCUACAGCUAUACAAUCACACCCACUCCGGUGCUACAUAGUCACCAGGUCCCCAUGCACUCCCACACUCACAGGGACCCUGGAACACCUGUACACUCACAACCACCCGAUUACACCCCAACUCCCUAGGGCAAUCUCCCCUACACCUUCACAUCCUUGCAUUUAUUCAGGGGUACAACCAGUGCCAGAUCACCCCCAACCCAGGUACAACAUUCCCUGAGAUGUAUGCACAGUCAAUGCCAGGCUUACUCCCGCCUCCUUCCUUCCCCCCGUCCCUCCCAGUGCUGGUCCAGGAAUGGAACAAAAGCCCAGCAUCCCCUCCUCCCCUUUUCCCCCUCUCCUCUCCCCUCCCCCCUGGCGUCCAGCCCCUUUGUCCUCCUGUAGCUGAGCCGGAGCGGGAGUCCAGGCAGAGCCGCAAGGACAUUGGAGCCAGGACUGCCAGGGGUGCGGCAGCAGGACAGAGAGGAGUGGUCAGUGCCAGCGCAGCAGCCACAGAGCACCUGGGUGAGGGCAUGGCCAGGAUGCUGGAGGGCCCGGUGCCGGAGGAGUCGGAGCACAGGUCCCAAGGGCCGUGCGCUGGGUCUUGCCACGCGCAGCGCCUUCUGCAAACCCUCAAUGCGUACCGACUGAGCGGCACCUUCACCGACGUGGUGCUGCGCGCCGGUGGCCGAGACUUCCCGUGCCACCGCGCGGCACUCAGCGCGGGCAGCGCCUACUUCCGCAGCCUGUUCGCCGCGGGGCAGCCGGAGCGCGGCCUGGCCGUAGUGCCCGUGGUGCCCGUGGCCUCGGAAGCGCCGGGUGCGGGGCCUGGCGUGGCGGCGGCGGCUCUGGCCGUGGUGCUUGACUACGUGUACGGGGCGGGCGUGCGGCUGCGCGCUGAGGACGAGGCGGCCGCCGUGCUGGCGCUCGCCGAGCGGCUGGGCGUGGCGGGCCUGCGCGAGGCCUGCGCCAGCUUCCUCGAGGGUCGCCUGCGCGCCGCCAACAGCCUGGCGCUGCGUCGCGUGGCCGCCGCCUUCUCGCUCGCCCCUCUGGCCGAACGCUGCGGCCGCGUGCUGCGCCAGGCGUUCGUCGAGGUGGUGCGCCACGCCGACUUCCUGGAGCUGGCGCCCGACGAGGUGGCGGCGCUGCUGGCCGACCCGGCCCUGGGCGUGGCACGCGAGGAGGCCGUGUUCGAGGCGGCCAUGCGCUGGGUGCGCCACGACGCGCCGGCCCGCAGCGGGCAGCUGAGGCGCCUGCUGGAGCACGUGCGGCUGCCCCUGCUGGCGCCCGCCUACUUCCUGGAGAAGGUGGAGGCCGACGAGCUGCUGCAGGCCAACCGCGAGUGCCGCCCGCUGCUGCUCGAGGCCCGCGCCUGCUUCAUCCUCGGCCCCGAAGCUGGUGCGCUGCGGGCCCGGCCGCGGAGAUUCAUGGACCUAGCUGAAGUGAUCGUGGUCAUCGGCGGUUGUGACCGCAAGGGGCUCCUGAAGCUGCCCUUCACUGAUGCCUACCAUCCAGAGAGCCGGCGCUGGACCCCACUGCCCAGCCUCCCAGGAUACAUGCGCUCAGAGUUCGCCGCCUGUGCUCUGCGCAAUGACAUCUAUGUUUCCGGAGGCCACAUCAACAGCCAUGACGUUUGGAUGUUUAGCUCCCCUCUGCACACCUGGAUCAAGGUGGCCUCGCUGCUCAAGGGCAGGUGGAGGCAUAAGAUGGCAGUCAUGCAGGGGCAGCUGUUCGCGGUGGGCGGCUUUGAUGGCCUUCGGCGCCUGCGCAGCGUAGAACGCUAUGACCCCUUCUCCAACACCUGGGUGGCAGCAACACCUCUCCCAGAGGCUGUGAGCUCAGCUGCAGUGGUGGCCUGUGCCGGCAGGAUCUACGUGAUCGGGGGCGCUGGGCAGGACGGUGUCAGCAUCAACAAGGUGCAGUGCUUUGACCCUGAGGAGGACCGGUGGAGCCUGCGAUCACCGGCGCCCUUCUCACAGUGCUGUCUCGAGGCUGUCUCCCUUGAGGGCACCAUCUAUGUGGUUGGAGGCCUCAUGAGCAAAAUCUUCACUUAUGACCCUGGCACAGAUGUCUGGGGGGAGGCAGCUGUCCUCCCCAGCCCUGUGGAGAGCUGUGGCUUGACUGCGUGUGAUGGGAAGGUCCACAUCCUUGGUGGGCGGGACGAUCUUGGGGAGAGCACCGACAAGGUCUUCACCUUUGAUCCCAGCAGUGGGCAGGUGGAGGCCCAGCCAUCCCUACAGCGCUGUACCAGCUCCCAUGGUUGCAUCACCAUCAUUCAGAGCCUGAGCAGGUGACACAGACUUGAACAGCCUGAGCCAGGAAACAGAGAAAGGAAGGAGAACUUGGGUUCACCACUGCUCCCCUCAUGGCUCCUCCAUGUAAAUAGCCCCUUAACUUAUUGCUGCCCUCCCUUCUCAUAGAAAUAAAACCUUCAAAGGUUGGGUCUGUGUUCCAGCUCAAGCCUGCUUUGCCUGGAGAAGUAAUGCCCAACAUCUACUCCCUGAUUUGACUCUUUACAAAGCACCUUCAUAUAUCCACCUUCAUAUAUCCACCUUCAUGAUGGCAGUAUGGACAUAUUAAAAAAAUUAUGAAACACUUCAUGCAUAAAAAGAAUAUAUUUUUAUACAGCUUAAGAAUUAUAAUAAAAUAAAUAUCUGUGUUUCCACCAUCUAGCUUAAGAAACAGAUCUUUACAAAUGCCUUUGUAGGCACCUCCAUUCCUAAACCCAUUCCUUCCCACAUCUAUCCCAAAGGUAAUCACUGUCUUUACAUUUGAGAUUAUUGGCAUUUUUGAAACUUUUAAUAAGCUAGUUAUUAAAAUUUGUAUUUGACAGAGAAGGAACUACAUUAAAAAGAUGAGAAUCACCCAAGAUCAUAUACUUAGUAAGUGGCGGAGUCCAUGACUCAAGGUUUCAUGAAGCUUCAGGAAUCCAUGAAGCAGUUCUGGUCAGGAUGGUUCUUUCUAAACUACCUUCUCCAAUUCAAACACUUAGCAAUGACAGAUAAAUGCCAGACAACUAAAAAGACAGAGGCUUAAUUGUUGGUGGGAAUGCAAACUGGUGCAGCUAUUCUGGAAAACAUUGUGGAAGGUCUUCAAAAAAUUAAAAAUAGAAUUACCCUAAGACCCAGCAGUAGCACUGCUAGGAAUUUAUCCAAAGGAUACAGGAAUGCUGAUUCAUAGGGGCACAUGUACCCUAAUGUUUAAUAGCGCUAUCAAUAAUAGCCAAAUUACAGAAAAAGCCCAAAUGUCCACCAACUGAUGAAUAGAUAAAGAAGAUGUAUAUAUAUACAGUGGAAUACUACCAUUUGCAACAAUGUGGAUGGAACUGGACAGUAUUAUGCUAAAUGAAAUCAGUCAGAGAAAGACAGAUAUCAUGAUUUCACUCACAUGUGGAAUUUGAGAAACUUAACAGAUGAUUAUAGGGGAAGGGAAGGAAAAAUAAGAUAAAAAAGAGAGGGAGGCAAACCAUAAGAGACUCUUAAAUACAGAGAACAAACAGGGUU
Acinonyx jubatus (cheetah) is the source of this 3893-nucleotide messenger RNA. RefSeq names its product kelch like family member 35 (gene KLHL35). The coding region runs from base 633 to 2684 and encodes 683 amino acids. The record is from RefSeq and is a predicted model, not a curated record. Gene Ontology annotation, molecular function: protein binding. Lineage: Eukaryota; Metazoa; Chordata; Mammalia; Carnivora; Felidae. The transcript is spliced from 7 exons.